UAGAAAAAAAAAAAAUAAAUAAAAGGUGCGUGUUCGUGGUUAAUAUUAGUUUUGUUUCAAAAAAAAAAAAAGAGAAAAAGGGAAUGUCUAAGCUAACCAUUGAGGAAUAUAAAGCGCGUCUAGCGCAAAGAAAAGAUGCUGAAUUGUGCCGCAUACCGAUAGUAAAAGUACCCCGAAAACGAGGAGGCCAGCUAUACAAAGACAAGAAAAGAAUAAGCUACCUCAAAUACAUCCUCUAUCAACAACAACCACCGCCCACAUGGGAAAAUGCUAAUAUUCUAACAAAAGAAUUGGACCAAUUAAAAGAAAAAUUUGAACAAAAACGACGACAAAGAGAUUCCACGCAACACGAACACCAAUCAACAAAAAAAAAAAAUACUAAUCAAAACCAAAUACAAAGUAAUAAUAUUACUAUAUGCAUUGCAAAUGCAUCGAUUGAACCUGAAGAACGUGCGAGUGGCAUAUAGGCCGCCUCUUGUACCAUCGUUGGAAUCACAGAGAAGGAUGACAACUGGAACCCGACAAUGCAACAAAGUGCACAAUUAAGAAUAAAAAUAAUUAAAUCAUAUAUGUAUACAUUAAUUUAAUUGUAAAAGCACUGCGGUACCCUUACUGCAGGACUUUCUAGAGUGCAAAUGGAGUCACAUCCUGCACAAAAUAUUAGGUAGGGAUAUUGGUAAUGAACAAAUAAUAAAUAAAAAAUAAAUAAGAAAUUAUGGAAUAGUAGUAAUGGAAUGGUCACUAAAUAUAGAAAAAAUAUUACAGUACAAGGAGGAUUUCGAGAAAUCAUAUAAAUGUCUCAAUAAGACCACAUAUAUCUCAAACACAACAAUAAAUAAGCAUUCAUUUAUUUUGGUAGAAACGUUGAACAAUAUAAAACAAUUAAUCCAUUUAGGAGAACCCAUAUAUAACAAUUCACAAAAGCAUGAAAUAGUAGACAUUUAUAAGCGUAUUUUGACCAAACUUAAUAGUUUAAUAGAUAAACACUCAUUAAAUAUAACAGUCCCGAACUGCAUUAACAAGCCCAUAAUUUUCAUUAUGCUAGAAGAAGAACCAAUUCAAGAACUUCAGACAGAACACCAAAACUCUAAUACAAUGGCGCAGUCAGUGGUAGAAUUUUUAAACACUGCCUGUAAAUUAAUUCCGGAAUUCGACGGAAAGGCAGAAAAUUUGCAAAGUUUCUUAGACGCCCUAACACUUGUCGACUCCAUUAAAGGAGUACACGACAUUCAAGCCGUCGCCAUUGUAAAAACAAAACUAAAGGGAACAGCCCGUAACUUCGUUGGCAAUGAAACUACCCUUCAACAAAUUAUCAGCAAAUUAAAAACAACGGUCAAGGGAGAGUCGGUAGAAGUACUCUCUGCCAAGUUAAUGAAUUUAAAACAAAAAUCGAAAACAGCGAAUGAUUACACAAAAGAAGUAGAGUCCCUUACAAAAUUGCUUGAAACGGCUUACAUAUCAGAUGGCCUUUCUUUUGAAUUAGCAACCAAAUAUUCUACGCAACAGGCUGUCAAAUCCAUAACUAAUAACUGCUCCAUCGAUACUGUUAAACUCAUCAUGGAAGCAGGUUCAUUUAAUACCAUGGAUGAGGCAGUUUCCAAAUUUAUAAAUGCCUGCACCCAACACACAGGGCAUACAAACACCAUAUUAUUUUACCAAAGGAAAUAUGGAAACUAAAUAACAGCCAAGGCGGUCUUGAGGUUCCCAAUGUUUACGAAGCGCUAUACAAAUGUGAAGUUAAACGACAUGUCGAGCUUAUUUUUAACUUCCCUAAUUUUUUAUUUAAAAAAGGGAAACAAAUUUUGAGCUAUAUUAACUUGAAUGACCUAGUUACUUCCGAGAAAAUUGAUUUAGAACAAUUAUUUUCGAGGCUUAAUAAGACGGCCGGUAACUUGGCCAUCAAGAAAUUACAAUUGUCCUUAGGCGACAAUCUGUUUAAAUAUACCCGGGUAGAAGAAUUUAAACAUAUGGGAAAUAAACACCUCAAUGACAUUCAAAUUGCGUUAACGCCAAUAACCAUAUAUGUAAACGACAAAAAAGUGAUCACUAAAAUCCUGAAAGACUUUCACGAUGAUCCUGUUAAAGGUGGCCACCCAGGAAUCAAUCGUACAACAAACAAGAUAAAACAAAAUUAUCAUUGGAAAAAUAUGACCAAGGAUAUAAAAAAGUAUGUUAAACAUUGCGCGCAUUGUAUUAAAAACAAAACUACCAGACAUAACAAGGAACCAUUAAUUAUUACAGAGACCCCUACAAAAUCAUUCGAAAUCGUACAAAUAGAUACAAUUGGACCAUUACCUAAAUCAGAGAAUGGAAACGAAUAUGCGGUAACAGUAGUUUGUGAUUUAACAAAGUAUUUAAUAGCAAUACCAAUACCGUCCAAACACGCAAAAGUUGUAGCCAAAGCCAUAUUUGAAAAUUGUAUUCUUAUCUAUGGUCCAAUGAGGACGCUCAUAACGGACAUGGGUACGGAAUACAAAAAUAGUAUUUUCACAGAACUAUGCAAAUUGCUAAAAAUUAACCAUAAAACAUCCACUCCCCAUCAUCACCAAACUGUGGGUGCAGUAGAGAGGUCACAUAGAAGCUUCAAUGAAUACGUUAGAACAUACAUAUCAACAGAAAAAGAUGACUGGGACACAUGGUUAAAAUAUUUCAAUUAUUGUUAUAAUACAACUCCAUCAACAGUGCAUGGUUACUGUCCUUUCGAACUGGUAUUCGCAAAAAAUUCACCAAACUACACAUUUCUACAAACUAAUAUAGUAAGUCCACUAUAUAAUUAUGAAGCUUACGACAAAGAGGUUAGAUAUAGACUUCAAAUAGCCCAUAAGAGAGCAAACUUGCUUAUAAGGAAAGCAAAAGACAAACAGAAAGACAACUAUGACAAACAUAUAAAUAGUAUUGAAAUUAAGUUAGGAGAUAUAGUUUUGGUCAAAAACGAAACAGGACAUAAGUUAGACAACACUUAUAAAGGGCCCUAUAAAGUCAUAAACAUAGACGAAACACAUAAUUUUACAUUAGAAAAUAACAAAA
This is a messenger RNA of Drosophila obscura, 3027 nucleotides long. RefSeq lists its product as uncharacterized. The record is from RefSeq and is a predicted model, not a curated record. Bases 730 to 1677 code for a protein of 315 amino acids. The transcript is spliced from 2 exons. Lineage: Eukaryota; Metazoa; Arthropoda; Insecta; Diptera; Drosophilidae.